Molecule: messenger RNA, 3289 nt
Organism: Chilo suppressalis (striped riceborer)
Lineage: Eukaryota; Metazoa; Arthropoda; Insecta; Lepidoptera; Crambidae
Source: the annotation of a GenBank genome assembly
UGCACACCUAUCCUAUGUUUUGUGGUCAUGACAACGGAUAAACUCCAACCAACAAACAAGGAAAAACGCAAUGUUAAAUACCGAUAAAAAGAUCAGCAUUUACACACACCGGACAUUGGCCAAAUCCCGAGGGAGCCAUCACUGAAGAAAUCUAAUCUAACAACAGCAUUUACAAAUUUUAGUUACAAAUAUGAUAGUCUUCAAUCUUUGGUCUGCACUACAGUGGUAUUUGAGACCUUUCAUUAAAUGGUUCCUGAGAAAAACAACUCGCCUCUGCGAAUUGCAGAGAAUUUGCUACGGCGAGAAAGCCGGGGCCCCUAGGACAUGUGGAGUCGAAAAAUCUUUGAUGUUAUCCCGCACCCCCUGCGUAAAAGAGAUAGUUUCUUAUUUGGACUCAGUAGUGUACGGAAAACGAUUCGUUCCUGAAAAUUUUAGAGAAAUCCUCGAACCAUCAGUGUCUGUGAUAAUGCGAGUAAAAAAUAUUAAACCCACAAUACAUGGGUCCUUUAGUAUCACAUUUAGAAACUGCCUUGAACAAAUUUGGAGUUACAGAAGUUUAUUAAAUGAGGUUGAAGAACUUCGGCGAUCUCAAUUUGAUAACAACAAUCCAGAUCACGAAGAAAAAUUGCUUAGGUUGUGGACAUUAUUAGUUCCUGAAACCAAACUGGAGUCAAGAAUCUCAAAGCAGUGGCAACAUAUUGGAUUUCAGGGUGAUGAUCCAAAAAGUGACUUUCGUGGAAUGGGUGUUCUUGGACUGGAGAACCUUCUAUAUUUUGCAUCUGAAUAUCCACAAGCAUCAAGUCAUGUUUUGAGCCAUUCUCUCCACCCUAAAUAUGGUUACACUUUUGCUAUUGUAGGCAUAAAUCUAACCUCAAUGGCAUACUAUUUGUUACAAGACGGCUCAGCUAAAACCUACAUGUUUAAUGCGAAAAGACAUUUGCCGAAUAUAAAGUUGUUUCAUAGGUUUUACUGCUACCUCUUUUAUGAGUUUGAUAAAAUGUGGAUAGAGGCAAAACCUGAGAACAUCAUGGAGUUCUCCAUUAUUUUUAAGAAAUUUGAAAAUGCUAUUAGGACUGAGCUAGCAGAUCCAGCCACAGUAUUUAGAAUAAAUAUUGAAAUUGAUACAAUUUAGUGAGUCAUUUGAUUAUGUGUAAACUUUUAGUUAGUGAAAACAGGCACAAAAGUAAGCUUAUCUAUAACAAGUUUAUAUCUGGUAAUUGAAUCCUGUACUAAAAUAGUAAUGAAUGCUUAUAUAAUAAAGAACGAAUAUCUUAAUUUUUUACUAAUCACUUAGCACAUUGUAAUGCUGAUACACAAUUUUACAUUAUUUUAAUUUGAUAAUGAGUAAGACAGCUUGUAUCAAACUCGAAUAGUUAUAUAGAUGUUGAAAACCUCAAUAACAAAAUUUAUUUCUUAGUGUUAAAAUAAAUUAAAAACCAAUAGGAGCGACUUGGCACAUUUGAAUUCAUUACUGUCAUUUUAUUACGCCAGAUGGCGUAAUGUCGCCAUGCCUAUUGAAAAUUCUUUUUCUUUAAGCCCGUCACAGACGUAGCUAUAAUAUAUAUUAAUAUAUCGAAAUAUAUAUUAUAUUAUAGCAAACUACCACAGAUGGGAGCUAUACUAUAAUAUAUAUUUUGCCCUCACUCAGUCUGCGGUCGUUUUUGCAAGCGCACGGUUUUAAAGCUUAUUUUCUAGCACAGGGUGUUUUAAUUUUGAAAUAACGUUAUAAUCAAUCUUACCGAAAUGAAUUCGACAAGAGCACUACUUUUAGAUUUAAUUGAAAGUUCCUCAGAGGAUGAUUCCGAUGCUGAAUUUGAUAUGCAUGUUGCCUUGUCAGGAACGAAAAAUAGAACCAUCUGGGUAGAGUCGCAUAUAAAACAAAAGAAAACUUGUGGCGAAUUUAAUAUGUAUCGUGAUUUGUCAUCCAAUAAAUUUGCACAGUAUUUUAGGAGAGGAAGGGUGGGGGAGAAAUGCUCGUGCGCACUUGAGCUGGAGAUCGGGCAGGCGUUAAGUGAAAAGUUGAACAUCCCGUAUUAAAAAUAUAUACUAAUAUACUUAAAUAUAUCCCGUCACAGACGUAGGUAGCUUUAAUAUAUCGAGAUAAUAUAUUAAAAAAACUACCACAUACGGGAGCUGUACUAUAAUAUGUCAUGCUGGACCAGAGACUCUCGUGGUACUCCUACCUUGACCUGGUUGCGGAAAGACUACGAAAACUCAUGUGGAUCUUUAAAACUCUACGACAUAUAGCCACAAAAGACAUUUUAAAUCAAAUAUACGUUGCAGUUGCCCAAUCGGUUCAGAUUUACUGCAUAAGAGUGUGGGGAGGUGCACUUAAGUCUAAAUUUCUAGAGGUUGAACGAGCUCAAAGAGCCCUCAUAAAACUUAUGUAUUUUAAGAAAAGAGAUUUUUCAACAAAUUUACUUUAUUCUCUAUUGGGCCUACUUACUGUAAGAAAAUUGUAUAUACUUCAUUCUAUUUUAGGAAAGCACACAUCAAUUACGUAUGAUCCAAAUAUUAUUAAAAAAAAGAAGAAACGACAGAGUAGCUAAAAUCAGACGUAUAAAUACAAACUUUGCUCGAAACCAAAAUCCACAUCUUUCAUCUAUAAUCGCAUUAACAAGAUUCUUAGUAUCUACCCGCUAACCUACCGUGAAUGCAAAAACAAGCUGACAGUAUGCCGUAUGGCUAAAGACUUUGAACUUUGACAAAACAGAGAGUUUAUUAAUAAUUUACCACAUAAUAUCCGAUUUUUAUAAAGGUAUAUAAAUCUAUGUAUAAUAAAAAACAAUUUUAUUUUAUAAGUAUUAAGAAACUUACAAAAUACAGUAUAUAUAUAUGCCUUAUAUGCACAAACACACACACAUGCACAAACACUCCGCUUAAUUAGUUUAAAUUGUAUUUUCAUGUAAUUAAGAUGUGCUUUGAUUAGCGUGAGUUGCACAACUUGUUAUAACGUAAAUUUCCAUGUCAGGUCAUGGUAAAUUCUUAGUAAAAUUUUACUUUAACUAGCUCUGUGGUGUAACUCCCACUUUAUUGUAUUUAAUUCCUUGUUUUAAUCAUAAUAUAGUUAAUGACCUUACCAUAAUGUAACGUAUGCUAUGGAAGAGUGGUUCUUUUUGGUACAGGUGUCUUUGCACUUAAAAAAAAAGAGCCUACCUUUAUUUAUGUAACCAAAUGUAUGGUAAAGUAAUAAAUCAUUUUUAUUUUUUUUAUUAUAAUAUAUGUUUUGGCAGGCGUUCGGUGAAAAAUGGAACAUUCCGUAUCAUAAAAAUAUAUCAAAAUAUAUAUU